This is a messenger RNA of Lecanosticta acicola, 645 nucleotides long. The record is from the annotation of a GenBank genome assembly. NCBI's taxonomy places the organism in Eukaryota, Fungi, Ascomycota, Dothideomycetes, Mycosphaerellales, Mycosphaerellaceae.
AUGUCAACCGCUGCGCUAUACGAUGCUGCGUCUCCGCUAGAGCGCACGUCCAACGAGCUCCCGGAUCCCUACAACGAACACGUCUUCCACGAGCUGGAGAGCAGAGCGCAGAGCAUACCUGCUCCACAUCACGGUCUCCAAGGAAGAAGAGGUCACCUGCAGCACGGAGUUCCAGUUGAGCGGACAGCAGGUGGCACAGGACGAGGUUGCACAGAUGGACUACGAGAGUCAGAGGAAAAGCUUGGAAGUGCGUCCUCGAAGACGCCUCGGAAACGCAAGAAGGACCGAUACUCCGGCAGAGUCAUCGCACCCUGCAAGCCCUCCGAUGCUGGAGCAAUUACCACCGCGCUUCCUGCACGACCCGUCCAAUGCCUGUUUCGUGGACCCAGUCCCACCAAGACGGCACCCUAUGGGCGCCAUCCACCGCUCUCGAUUGGUUCUUUUGGGUGCAUUGCCAAUGGUUACACAUGGAUGGAAUGGAGCGCGCCACGUAUGAUUCGGAUGUCUUCUUCUUCUGGAGAGAAUGCCGAGCAGGCCCGAUGCAUCUACCGCCCGGCACUCAAGACGGAGGGUCCCUGCUUGAGCAGGAGCUAUCUCGUCCCCAAAGCUGCGGAAAGGACAGUGAGACUGACCUGGAAGGCAUAG